Messenger RNA from Solanum pennellii, 1711 nucleotides. Its product is annotated as peroxisome biogenesis protein 16. The record is from RefSeq and is a predicted model, not a curated record. Bases 322 to 1428 code for a protein of 368 amino acids. Gene Ontology annotation, cellular component: peroxisomal membrane. The transcript has 8 exons. Gene Ontology annotation, biological process: peroxisome organization. NCBI's taxonomy places the organism in Eukaryota, Viridiplantae, Streptophyta, Magnoliopsida, Solanales, Solanaceae.
CUAAAAAAUGAAAGAGGAAAUAAAAAAAUGUUACUAUAACUGAACAAUACGACACCUCUCAUCACACACAACGCUCUUUCUGUUGUUGUUUCAUCUGUUCGAGGCGGUUUUCUCUGCAGGCUCCUUCAUGAGCAGACUGCAACUUGCUGUAAAUCUCAGCGGAAGGGGCAAUUCCAUCAGCGUAUUAUCCAUCUGGGUUUGAUCUGAAUCCUUGAAAGACUUCAAUAUUUAGGUCUUCUUAUGCCGCCAAUCGAGAGCUGUUCUAAAGGGAGCUACAAAAAGACACUGUUUUUGUAAUAAAGAUUCAUAAUUUCUGCUUCUAUGGAGGCUUACAAGAGAUGGGUUCGAAGGAAUCGCGAUUAUGUCCGCCAAUUGAGUUCUCUAGCCAGUGGAAUGACAUGGCUUCUUCCAGAGCGGUUUGCUACAUCAGAAAUCGGGCCAGAAGCAGUCUCCUCGAUCCUUGGAAUGGUUACCACAGUAAAUGAGCAUAUUAUAGAGACAACUCCAACUUCGGGGGUGCAUACUAGUUCUGCAGAGACUUCGUUUCUCCCUUUAUCAUUAUGCCUUACUUUGUUGAGAGACUUGGAAACAUUAAUUGAAGUAGUAGCUGAGCAGCUCUGUGGCGAAGAUAAAAAAUGGAAUUUGAUUGCUCUUACAGAGGCUGCCAAGGUGUGCGUGAGACUGGCUGUGUUCAGAACUACAGGAUAUAAAAUGCUUUUGCAAGGUGGGGAGACUGAGAAUUUGGAACAUUCAGAUGAUUUGAGUCCCCCAGGAAACAUGGGGCACUUAAGGAAGCCUAUCCAAAAUCAAGGACUGGGUGUCAGUCUCCCUCAGGGUUUGAACUCGUGGAAUCUUGAGGGUAGGGCAAUGUCCGCCUUAAGUAGCUUUGGUCAGAAUGCUAGGAUGGUUUCUGAGCCGACUUGGUUGCGCAGGGUUCAACAGCAACAAGCAAUUUUGGAACCUCCAGCUAAUAUAAUCAGAAAUCCGAGUCUGUCAACCUUCUUAUCUGAGAAGGGUAUUCGUGGAGGGUUAUUUGUGACUGGGGAGACUAUGUUUGUCCUAAGACCACUUAUAUAUGUCUUGCUGGUAAGGAAGUAUGGAACACGAUCAUGGUUUCCUUGGUUCAUCUCCUUGGCUGUCGAUCUCAUAGGAAACAGCAUGCUAUCAGCCACAACAAUGUCCCAAGACAACAGGAAAGAUCAGCAUUUUCAAUUUUCUAAAUCAGAGAAGGAUGAGUUAAAAAGAAGGAAGCUGUUGUGGGUGCUUUACCUCAUGCGAGAUCCAUUUUUCUCCAAAUACACCCGGCGAAGACUUGAAAGCACUCAAAAGACCGUAGAACCUGUUCCUAUAGUUGGAUUUUUCGCAGAAAAACUUAUUGAACUCCUCAUUGGAGCCCAGACUAGAUACACUUACAUGUCUGGUUCUUGAAGGGAAGCUACUGAAUGUGUGUUAUGCAUUCUUUGUUAUUUGACAAUGGGGAACAAACUUCUCUUUGUUUUCUUCAGUUGUAGCAUUUUGAUAUCAUGAUCUUGAAAAGGUGUAGCAGUGCUGAAAUUUAGAACUAAUAAAGGUGUAUAAUUUUGUUCUUAUCCAAAAGUGCAUUUAGGUUCUAUGCUGCAUCAGUGGUGCGGGCUCUUUCACUUUUGAUGUCGUACUCCUUUGAAUUCUCCAAAUAUAUAUACUUUUGGUGAAUCUGGCACAUACAAUUUAA